Molecule: messenger RNA, 4995 nt
Organism: Cyclopterus lumpus (lumpfish)
Lineage: Eukaryota; Metazoa; Chordata; Actinopteri; Perciformes; Cyclopteridae
Gene: rexo1
Product: REX1, RNA exonuclease 1 homolog
Cellular component (GO): nucleus
Molecular function (GO): exonuclease activity; nucleic acid binding
Source: RefSeq, a predicted model, not a curated record
GUGUGAAUUCUCGCGAGAGUUCACGUCUCCAACCAAUCCAACAUGGCGCCUUAGGGACGUUGUUAUUGUUCCGUCGCUUCUUCAAGCUCCUGCUCUACGACAGAAACUACGCGUUAAAGCGGCCGAGCGUGUUCAUGCGGGCAUGAGAGCAACAUCUGGGGAUAAUGCUGAGAUCAACCGGCUUCUUCCGAGGGAUUGACUGCCCGUUUUACCCGGAAUACAGCGAGGGCAAAGGAAGCCGAAAUGGGUGUAACAGACCGUACUGCCACUUCAGGCACAGCCAGCAGAGACGGGCGUCCUACGGAGCACCAGCGGAUGUUAAAAAGCAAAGAGACCUUCAUUCUUCAAAGAAAGAACAAGGUUAUGAUCCCUUCAACCCAGAAGUUGUGAGACCCCAAGUGCAGGAGAAUGGAAAGUCUGCUGACUCGGGAGACCUCAGUGGGGCUCUGGAUAUGGUCAACAAGGCCAUCGAGGAGGUCCGCAGCGAGGUGGAGAGGGAGAAGAGGAAACUUUCUCGGAUUGGGGAUGAACCAUAUGAUCCCAGCGAGAGUAAAAAAGUAUCUUCAUCUAAAGCUGUUAAAAGUAAAAAAACACUACCGUCACACAUGGCUUAUGACCCUGGGAGUUAUCAGAUGACAUCUGGAGGUUAUAAUCCGACCCCUGGCUGCAGUAAGUAUACCUUGGAUGCAGACAAUCAGGGGAACAAUAGUAACUCCAUGGAAUAUGUUCCUACUUCAUUGAGAAAGCCUUUAUCUCGGAAACACACGCAUCAACUCCCCUCUCCUCCCCCCAGUCCAAAGUACUCAAACAGCACAUCCUCUCCUAAGUGUAAAUACACAGUGGACAAUUCAAAACCAUCUACAGACUUGGAAUAUGAUCCGCUGUCCAACUACUCGGCAGGAAUCGCAGCGAAAAGCAAGAAGGACCAGGGUGGACAAGCUGUUAAGACGGAACGGCGAAAGACGCAUAAACUAUUGGUGCAUAUAGACCCAAAAAAGUACACUUUCUCUGAGUCUGAUGGGGAGAGCUCUGGAACAGAGUAUCGACCCUACUUGCUUAGCAGUCUCCAGCAGAGAAAAUGCCACAGAGGGUCACUUUUGAAUACUGUAGGGAAGGAGAGAGAACUUACUGAAAGUAAGCUAAAUGCACUGACACAGAGGAAUCAAGAGGACUUGGCCGGGGACUCAGACGUCCAGGAAGAGAUGAAAGAAAAGGACAGUUCAGAGAAAAAGAAGGUGGCUGGUCAAAUUAGUCAUGAGAAAAUUGGCAAAUUUGAGAAAGUGCAUACACUUGGAAAGGUUGCUAACCAAACAACUGCUAGUAAGAGUACUAGCAGCAGCAGUAAAGACAAAGGGUCAAUUAAGAACUCAAACAAGGACUAUGCAAAGAAGGAAAACAAGAGUCAUGGAAAAAGAGACGAUAGGAAAAACACAGUAACCGGUAAGACACCUGAUAAAGUUCAGAGGGAAGGCUUAGACAAAAAGAGAAUAGAUGGUAAGAUCAAAGCUGUGGAAAAAGUCAAAAUGGACUCAAGUAAACGAGAUAAAGAUACAGAAAAUGGUGCAAGGGAAAGCAAGAAACCCAAGAUAUUAGAGAAAGAAAAGGAACACGGCAAGUAUAAGGACCGCCAACACAAAAAUGGUAAACUUGAUAGCAGUAAAAGAGAAAAGGAUGCAAAGAAAUUAAUAAAAAGCAGAUCAAGUGGUGGGAGCAGCAGUAUUACCAUUAAGGGGAGUUCUGCAAACAUUAAAGACAAGGUGAAACAAACAUAAAUUCACCAAAUGGGAAAAAGACGAGAGGAGAAACGGCGAAGUGUGAGUCUUAGUCAUGCUGAUCUAUUUGGAGAUGAGCCAGAGGAGGUUGAACCGAUAGUCGUGGAUGAUGAUGAUGAUGAUGACUCCGACGACAACGAAGAAGAAGAAGUGCUGGUGAGAAAGUCUGCUGAUGCUUUAAAGAGAGGCCGUCUGAACAAGAGGAAAGCGUCAGAGCUGACUCCGACCUCCUCUGACGAUGAGGGUGACCGCGGUGUGGCAGGUAACGACGAGGUCAACGAUGUUGCAAUCGACUUCUCUAGUUUCCAGGAUGAUCUGGACUUUGACUCAGAUCCCAUGGAGGAGUGUUUGCGGAUCUUCAAUGAAUCCAAGGAUGUGAGGACAGAAGACAAGGGAAGGCAAAUUAAACAGCCCUCUAGGCAUUCAGAGGAGGAGGGAAGCACAGAGAGCACUUUGACCACUCUAUUUCCCGGUCAAAAGAAGAGAGUAUCCCAUUUUGUUGCCAAAGAAAGUACUGACUCUCCGACUGUGGCGCGGCCAAACAAGAGAGUCUCAGCUCAGGAGAUCUGCUACAAGCGUAUGCAGAUGGCUCAGCAGCAAGCGGCUCAGAUUUCUGCUUCAGUCCAAGUUGCCUCACAGAGCUCCAGCCCCUUUUCUGGAGAGAAGAAGAGAUUAGCUCACCGUCCCAGCCCACAGACAACAUCCUCCAAAACAAGUCCUGCAGAUGUCAAACCAGCUGCCAGUAGAUUGUUAUCCUCCAGCCAGACCCAGCAGACUGUCAAGGCCCAAACCACCGCUGGCAUCUUGCCAAAGACUAUGUCCACAGUCCUGCAGAGGAGAGUGGCACACACACCGACCAUGAAGAGUAGUUCAAUGAAGCGCCCCACCAUCCCCAUUGAGUUUGGGGCCAAAGUCCCCAACAACAUCCGCCAGCGCUACCUCCACACUUUCAUAGAUGAAUGUGUCAAAUUUUGCCCAUCAAACGACAUUGCCUUCGAGAUGGCACUUGACGAGGAGAAGCUGGUGUAUGCGCGCAGUAGCAGUAAGAACAUCUACCUCAAUGUAGCGGUCAACACUCUGAAGAAACUCCGGAGCAAGAGCACUUCCUGUCCAUCGCCUGCAACCAAGGAUCCAGGGUUAGUUGUCAACAAGAGGGUUCAGUCCCACGAAGAAGUUCUCGGAGGUCGUCAUGCUGCUACAACCAGCUUCACUAUCAACAGGAUGGGUAAACAGCUGGAAGAGAAACUCAUUGGCGCCACCCUGUACAGGAAGCUGAAUUCGUACUUGAUGUCGGAGGAGCAGCUCCAGGAGCACGGAGACCCGAGAACAAACCCAGAGGCUCCCGGCAAAGCCGUCAUGUACAACCUGCCAGAGCACAAAAGGCCCGUCACAGACCCGUUGAACAAGAUAUGCUGUCGAUGUGGAGCAGAGUACAAGAUCAAUAUCAAUGGCAACUGUAUACGGAAAGAGGAAUGUUGCUUUCAUUGGGGACGAUUGCGCCGAAAUAAAGUCGUUGGAGGCUGGGAGACCAACUACAGCUGCUGUGCUGCGUCUGUGGGUGUUCCGGGUUGCCAAGUUUGCAAACAACAUGUUCAGGACGGGCGGAAAGAGUCAUUCGAUGGCUACGUCACAACGUUUAGUAAAGCUCUACCACCAGAUGGCAAUGGAGGGGUGUUUGCUUUGGACUGUGAGAUGUGUUACACAAAGCAGGGCCUGGAGCUGACCAGGGUGACGGUCAUCGACUCUGAGUUGAAAGUCAUCUACGAUACAUUUGUCAAACCUUUAAGCAAAGUGGUCGAUUACAACACGCGAUUUUCAGGUGUGACGGAGGAGGACUUGGAGAGCGCCACCAUCACUCUGAGAGAUGUUCAGGCCGUGCUGCUGAGUAUGUUCAGGGCUGAAUCCAUCCUCAUAGGACACAGUCUGGAGAGUGAUCUCCUCGCUCUGAAGCUAAUCCACAGUUCGGUCGUAGACACAGCCAUUGUGUUCCCUCACCGCCUCGGUUUACCCUACAAACGUGCCUUGAGGAACCUGAUGUCCGACCACCUCAAACGCAUCAUUCAGGACAACGUGGAUGGCCACGACUCGAGUGAAGAUGCGUCUGCCUGCUUGGAGCUGAUGUUCUGGAAGAUCAAGGAGGAUGCAAAGGUCAAAAGAUGACCUCUGACCCCUCUGCUCCACUUUCCUCGGUUCAACUUCCUGUCUUCGUGUUGGUGUCAGGAUGACAGAUGUUCAGGAGGCCUGUCCCAGCUCUCAGAGAGUAACGGUCAGAGUGUCGGGGGGGGGGGGGGCGGGGCUUGUUGCCACCUACUGUACAACAGUGAACAGGAGAACUGGCAGUCCCUUCAAAGCAAUAGAAGCCCAAAUAAACAGUUUUCAUUUGCUUAUCGGUAUUUCAGUUGUAAAUAAUGUUAGGUCAAAUGUAUUUACUGUUUAUUUUAAGCAGUGUCUCUUUUAAAGCCUCAAACUAUUUAAUAAUAACCCUUUCUAUAGAAGAACCAGGGCGUUGUCCGCUGAACGAUUGGUGAUUAACAUCAUACCGGGCUGUUUUCAGCCUAAUUUGCACUAUAGAAAUGCUUGUGUUGUAUAGGGCCCAAGUCUGGGUACCUCAUCUGUGCUCUAAAAGCAUUCACUUCUAAUGAAUAAUACGUCACCUGCUCUUAGUUCCACUUAAGUGCAUUGAUGUCUUAGUCUCUCAAACAUUGCUAUGUAAAGGCACUUGUGUUGUUUACAUUGCACCUCGUUCUCUCGUCACCGAUGCUCUGUCUAUCGAGUACAUUUUGUUGGUUGGCUCUCAAACCUGACUAAUCCUAUAAUACUUGAUCAUAUAUAAGACACUCUGCAGACAUGUAAAGCCUCUGCUUGCUACCUAUUUGGUAUAGUUGAUGGAAUAUAUCACUGUAUUUUAUAGCUCAGACAAAAUAGUGUUACAAUAUCCACCAGUGUCUCUGUGUCAUGUGCACUGCAUGAAGUGAAACCACAGGAGUCAUUGUGAUAGCGGGUAUGAUAGGUUAUUCCUCCAUAAAGACACAAUUAAGUUGUUGAAUUAGUGAGUUAUUAAUUACAAACAAUUAUUAUUGAGUGAGAACCAUCUAAUCUCUUAUGUUUUAUGUUGAAAAUGACUGAACAAUAUUUGGGUGCUGUACAUACUCCAUGUUUCCUUUUGUAUUUGUUCACUUUUGGUUGUUUAUCUUUUUCUAUUAAAAGAUAUUAGUUAAAAGAA